This is a messenger RNA of Drosophila erecta, 6844 nucleotides long. RefSeq names its product unconventional myosin-VIIa (gene Myo81F). NCBI's taxonomy places the organism in Eukaryota, Metazoa, Arthropoda, Insecta, Diptera, Drosophilidae. Gene Ontology annotation, molecular function: ATP binding; actin filament binding; microfilament motor activity. Gene Ontology annotation, biological process: signal transduction; actin filament organization; vesicle transport along actin filament. Gene Ontology annotation, cellular component: myosin complex; actin cytoskeleton; cytoplasm. The record is from RefSeq and is a predicted model, not a curated record. The transcript is spliced from 23 exons. Bases 554 to 6787 code for a protein of 2077 amino acids.
ACACUACCGUUUGCUUUAAAGUCUUUGAAAUAUUAAAAUCGAUUAAAAACGCAAAGACAACGCAACUACUUUGUAAACACUCCGCACACUGAAUUGGAUACAACGUGGUCAUCGAGUUCUCUUAAGGGAUACGAUCUAGUGUGAAAAGAACCUAAAAAUAUGUUAAGGUACGAAAAAAUCGAGUUUUCUUAACUGGACGAUUCUUUAUCAUUUAAAGGAAAUUGUCUUACCAUAAGACCUUGGUCUAUAUGCACAUACAUGCCUAAUGUUAUAAUGUGAAUCUCAAUUUUUACCUUAGUGUUACACUUCGAUAGAUUAGUGGAUCAAAUUCAAUUCAAUUCAAAUUUUAUUUGAGUUCUUACAUAGGUACAUCUACUUGAGAGAUUACAAUCAUUACAAUCAAUAAAAUAGUUGUAAAAAUAAAACAUUUAUUAAGUUUUCGACAAAAGAAGGACAAUUUGAAGCGCUGUCUACUUAGGUAUUACCGAGUUGGUUUGAUAGAGACGACGUUCUACGAAUUCAUAUGUACGUUUUUAACCGACUAUAAAAAUACAUGAUGCCAAUCGGCGGUAAAGUUGGUUAUGCUGAUAUGACAGCAAUGUCAGAAAUUGAUGAAAUUGGAAUUAACCAAAAUCUAAACGUUAGAUACAACAGUGACAUAAUAUAUACUUAUACAGGAUCAAUACUACUGGCUGUAAAUCCUUAUAAAACAAUUAAUAUAUACAAUAAGCAACACAUUUCUGAAUAUCAUACGUUCAAGCUAGGAGAUCUAUCGCCUCAUGUGUUUGCUAUAGCAGAAGCAGCUUAUACCAGCAUUGUCGAUGAUAACAUAAAUCAGGCAUGUGUAAUAUCCGGUGAAUCUGGAGCUGGGAAAACGGAGACUACAAAAUUUAUACUGCAGUACUUAUGCACAAUUACUUCAAACGUUUCCUCCUGGGUUCAGCAGCAGAUUUUAGAGGCCAACACUAUUUUGGAAGCAUUUGGAAAUGCCAAAACAACAAGAAACGACAACAGUUCUAGAUUUGGCAAAUUUAUGCAAGUUUGCUUUGACGAUUACAACUGUAUUAAAGGAUGCGUAAUUCAAGAUUACCUGCUCGAACAAUCUCGGAUAACAUUUCAAAGUGAAGGGGAACGGAACUAUCAUAUUAUGUAUCAAUUAGUAGCUCAGGGGCAGAAAAAUAUUGGCAUAGCAAAAUCCUUUCAUCUAAGGCCACCUGAGUUUUACAAAUAUCUAAAUACAUCCAAUUCUGAAAAAAUAAAUAUGAGCUUAGAGUCAAAGAAGUUUGAUGCCGUUACCAUGGCGUUUACGGUUUUACAAAUUCCCCAAUUUGUUAUAGAUGGCGUUUUUAAAGUACUCAGUUCCAUUUUGUGGCUAGGUAAUAUAGAGUUUAUGGACGUUGAUGGAGAAGUCACCGAUUUUUCAGGUUCAGACCAAGAAGCGAUAUCGAGUAUAUCAAACCUAUUGGGACUUAAUCGCUGUGAUUUUAAAAAGGUUUUAUUAAUUCGCCAAAUAAACGUUCGAGGAAAUAUUACGGAAAUUCCUUUAAAAAUUAAAGAGGCUAUAGAAAAUCGACAUGCUUUGGCAAAAGCAUUGUACUCAAAAACGUUUACAUGGCUGGUUUCGAAAAUAAAUAACUGCACAAAUCCAGGACAAGAUGGCGCUAAAUUUCUUGGAGUUCUCGAUAUAUUUGGAUUCGAAAAUUUUUCUCAUAACUCAUUUGAGCAGCUAUGCAUUAACUAUACCAAUGAAAAGCUUCACAAAUUUUUUAACCAUUAUGUUUUUGCUUUAGAGCAAUCAAUCUAUAAACAAGAAGGAAUAUACUUUAAUCAUGUGGAGUUUACAGAUAACACUCCUUGCCUGGAAAUAAUAGAGAAACCUCCUCGAUGUGUGUUCAAGUUACUGACAGAACAGUGUCAUAUGCCAAAGGGCUCCGAUUCAGCUUUUUUAUGUAAUAUGCACACGGAGUUCGAGUCCCACCCAAAUUAUAUUAAAGGAUCUGAUCGUCGUCAUUGGGAAACCGAGUUUGGAAUAAAACAUUACGCUGGUCUUGUGAUCUACUCUGUGGGCGGAUUUGUGGAAAAAAAUCGAGAUGUACAGCAAGAUGUAAUGUUUGAUUACAUGAGCAGCAGCAAAGACUUGUUUAUAAAAGAUUUAUCAAAAUACCAGGAUUUCCAAUUCAUCAAUUCGAGUUAUCCACGAGGAUCAUCCAAAUCAAAAUGUACUGUAAGUGACAAUUUUCGACAGCAGUUACAGUCCCUUAUAGAUGUUCUCCAAAAUACAAAGCCUUGGUACGUUCGUUGCAUAAAACCUAACUUACAAAAACGACCAAACACUUAUAGCAGCUCUUUAGUUCUCGAUCAAUUAAAAUAUCUUGGAGUUGUGGAUAUAAUUCGAAUAAGAAGAGAGGGAUUUCCAAUACAUUUAGCCUAUAAAGACUUUAUCGUUAGAUAUAAAUGUCUUAUGAAAUAUAAAUCAUUUGAAUGUCCACAGAAAUAUUUAAGCAAUAUUUUGCAAAUAAGUCGCAUGCCUCCUACGGAAUGGCAAAUAGGAAAAACUAAAAUAUUUUUACGCAAUGCGGUAUAUGAACUAUUGGAGAGCAAUCGAAAAGAUACAAUUUAUAAAAAUGCCGUUAUUAUUCAAAAAUACUGGAAUAGAUAUUGUUGCCAAAAAUCGUUUAUACGCAAUAAGCAAGCUGUUCUAAGAAUACAGCAUGCGUAUAGAGGCUGGAGACUGAGAAUCCGUUUUAUGAGAAUGCGACGUAGUGCUAUUGUCAUACAAAGUCGACUACGUGGAGUUUUUGCUAGAGAGGUAGCAGCGGCAUUAAGAGAAAUGAAGCGCGUAGAUGAAGAAUUGAAAAAACGUGAUGGAAUGUAUGGGCAAUUAACCAGCAUCAACACAAAUACUCUUGCUGAUUGUGAGAGAUUAAUACAAGAGGAACUAAGCGUGCUGGCUGAUAUUUCUGAUGAAAUUCAAGCCUCAGUCAAGCCACUUAACGAUAAUAAUACUUCUGAAAGCAAUACUACCAGAGCUUUAAUCCAACAGGACACCGUUGACCUGGACAAUAUAUUUAUCUUCUUAUGUGAAUCAAAUGGAUCAUUUGAUAAUGCCCUAAUAGGAGAAAUAAAUGACAACAUGAAUAACUUGGUUAAAGAUCUUGACGAAGAAAUAGCACUGUGUAUACGGACUGAAGACAGUUUUGAAAGCCAACAAACGGGAAAACUUUUUACAAGAAAGGCCGUCCGGUCAAUUCCAGAGCACAUCGUACCGCCACCACCAGUACCCAUAAGUGCAAACUUAAAUUCUGAGCCAAUAUAUGAAGCAAUAAACUCAUACGAGCUUACAACCACCAAAGAAAUAAAAAAAGAAAAGUAUAUGUUGCUUGAUUACAAAAGCGAUAAGGAUAACAGUAAAAAGUCCACACCCUCUGCUUCCGUUUUUGUAAAAUAUCAAAUGGAUGAACGUGAGAAUAGACGAAAACAAAGAGUGGAAAAAAAAAUUCACGAACUAACAUUUAAUGAUAGUCAUAAUGACAAUGAUGAUUCAUUUUACAAUAUUUUGGAAUUCGCCGAAAACUAUUUUAACACACAUGACAACUCAACUGAUCGUAACUUUAUUUCCACACCGACACAAAGGGGAAAAAUUUCUGAUACAAAGGCAAAACACGACAUGACAAUGUUUUCUAAGUCAGACAAAAUUCCAACGUCGCAUAUACACAUGUAUGAUCCUGAGAAUGUUUUAUUGUCGUGCAACAUUUUUCGGGAACUCUGUAAAUACAUGCGUGGAGAACUUAAUGCAGAGCGCGAACUGCACAUUAUUCAGUAUAUAAUUGGAUUGGGCAUUGAGAGGGAAGAAUUACGAGACGAAAUAUUCAUUCAAUGCAUUCGUCAAUCAAGAAACAACCCAAAUAUUGAUUGGGCAGACAGAAUUUGGCUAGUCUUGUGUCUUUCCAUUGUUGCUUUUCAACCGAGUAAACUUUUAUUCAGAUAUUUCGUUUCCUUUAUAAAAAAAAAUUUGAUUGACUUAGAUGGGAAGUUCAGGCAAUACGCACAAUGGUGCUUUGAUAACUGCAAAAGUACCAAAGUAUCAACACGGAUGUACCCCCCAUCAAGUGUCGAAGUCGCGGCUAUGCGCCGCCUUGGAACAAUAGUGUGCAGAUUUUUUUUCUUAGACGCGCGCACCAAAGCAAUUGAUGUACACCCGACGGAUACGGCUGGUGACGCUGUGCUGAAGUUGGCUGAAAAACUCAACUUAACUACUACUGAUGGAUGGGCAAUUUAUCAGAAUCGUCCAGACGGUGAAGAACACAUAAAAAGUUAUGACUAUUUGUAUGAUAUAAUUUCAGCAUGGGAAAUGAAACAAGCAACACAUGCAAGUACAAAAAAAACAGUAAAUGGCUCUUCGUCAGGUGAAAAUCGAUUUGUUUUUAAGAAAAGGCUUUUUAAAUCAACUCAUGAACUAUCACAAGAUCCUGUCGAAGUUAGCAUGUUAUAUUCACAAGCAGUUCACAGCGUUGUGAAGAAAGACGAAUUUCCGGUCAGUGAAAAGGUGGCACUUCAACUAGCAGGACUUCAAGCUCAAGUAGCUUUAGGAGAUCCAUCCAAUCAGCCAAAACCAGAAUAUUACUCAGAUAUAAACAGCUUUUUGCCAAUAAGAAUUUCAAAAACAAGAGAACAACAAUUUUGGAUACCAAUUUUAGCCCAAGCCCACCGACAAUACGGAUCCUCAAGAAAUGAAUUGACAGCUAAAGUAUUGUACCUAAGCUGCGUAAUGCAAUACCCACUGUAUGGCACAACAAUGUUUAAAGUUAAUUACAAGGGGUAUUGGAAUUUGGCAAGCAAUAUUAUUCUUGGAAUACAUUGUGAUGGACUAAAGUUUAUUAAUCUUGAAGAUAAGUCUGUUAUGUACCAAUUCAAAUACGUGGAUAUAGAAUCCAUUUUGUUGGAUCCAAGUGACAGUUUUAUAACUAUAUCACUUAAUCGAAGCGCACAACUAUCUAAAAGCACUCGUGAUGGAAGUUCUAUUAUAGAGUCACAGAAAUGUUUCGUAUUUGAGACACCGCAAAAAAAUGAUAUAGGAUCUUUGAUCAUUUCGUAUUACCCUCCGCUGUCUAACUGGAUCUUAAAUAAUUUGGAGUGUUCAAAAAAAUAUAAAGGAACCACUCAAGAAGACAGAUUGAGACUUCAUCAAAAUGUUGUUCUGUGUAGACGACAGUUGGUUGAUAUGAAUAUAGUCAAAAAACCGCACGAUUUAGGUUUUCUAAGAAACACCCUAAGACGUCUGUCAAAGCAUCGAUUAGAAAAAUUACGAACGGAGCAGGGGUCUAACAUGCAAGACCAUGGCGAAAUUUACAAAGGAUUUUCGCACACAUUUUGGGCAUUUAGUAAACAACAAAUUCCGUUUUGUCUAAGUACAUUAUCUGACCAAGAAGAAACCGUAAUGGUGCAAGUAUUUCAUUCAAUAUUAACAUUUUCUGGGCUUGGAACAUCAGGAGAAUCAAUAAAGCGUGCAGAAGAUGAACAUGUUCGAAUAAUUCAAUCAAUAAUGGACAAAUGUAUGAAAAAGGAAACUUUAUUAAAUGAACUCUAUCUCCAAUUGAUAAAGCAGACCACGGAUCAUCCAGAUGCAAAUUCAAGAGUAAAUUUAAAAAAUUGGGCACUUUUAUGCGUUUUGUGUAGCGUAAUUUUGCCGUCAAUGAAGGCUGUUCGAAAAUACCUAAUUGCUCAUUUGAAAAGAUGCUCGAGUGAUUUUUUAUCUGAGGAGGGUAAAUACGCACGAUUUGCUGAAAAUUGUUUUUUCAGAACCCAAGGGACAAGGCGUCGUCAGUGGACACCAAGCAGAGAGGAAAUUUUGUGUACUACAAAUCGCAGACCAUGCUACGCUAAAUUUUAUUUUAUGGAUGGGCAAUAUUACUCAAUCGAGUUUCAACCAAGCUCCACAGCAAAUGACGUGUUGGCCAUAAUAAAGAAAAAGAUCGGAUUACAGGAUAAUGCAAAGGGAUAUUCCAUUUAUGAAGUAAUAGGAAACUCGGAGAGGAGUCUUUCAUCGGAGGAGAAAGUAAGCGAUGUAAUGGCUAAAUGGGAGAAGUAUCAAGUAACAUCACAACAAGGAUUUCAGAUAAAUACUACAUUUUCACGACAGAAUCAGUAUAUGUUCCUAUUCAAAAAACAUUUGUUUUUUGACAAUUAUAUUAAUUUAGAUGAUAUUGUUGAAAAGGAACUCUUAUACCAUCAAAUUCUGCAUAGCCUAAGAAGUGAAAGAUAUCCAAUAACUGAAAUGGAAGCGAUUAUGCUAACUGCUCUGCAAAGCCAGCUUGAGCGUGGUGACUGCAGUGAAUUAAUAACUGAUUACAGGGCUGUCGCUAGUCAUUGCUUACCACCAAGAUUUGUACCAAAUAUACCACAUGAAGCUGUCGCAAUGCAUCAUCAAAGCCUUAGAGGAAUGUUACCAACAGAGGCUAAGAAAGCUUUUCUAAAUUUAAUAAAAAGCUGGCCUCUUCAUCGAGCGACUAUUUUUGAUGUUAUGCAAAGUUUUACCACAAACUGGCCUAGAACGCUUUGGCUGGCAGUCGACCAAAAGGGUAUUCAUUUACUGGAACAUCGUUCAAGAAAUAUUUUAUGUACUUACGGAUAUGAUUCUAUAAUAUCUUUUUCUCCAAACUUGAAUUCAUUAAUGAUAUUUACUGGAACGGAAAAAAAGCAAUCUAAAGUGAUUUUAACCACAUCCCAGGCUUAUCAAAUCACAACACUAAUUCGAGAAUAUUCUGAAGCUGCGAAGGACAUGAAGUAAUUAAAUCAUAUAAUUACGAAUAACUCUAGAAUUUUUCAAAUUAUCAUUUAAACCAUU